Molecule: messenger RNA, 1482 nt
Organism: Engraulis encrasicolus (European anchovy)
Lineage: Eukaryota; Metazoa; Chordata; Actinopteri; Clupeiformes; Engraulidae
Product: protein NLRC3-like
Exons: 4
Coding region: 112-1482 (456 amino acids)
Biological process (GO): intracellular signal transduction
Source: RefSeq, a predicted model, not a curated record
UCUUCACCUCAACACUCAACCUGGCGUAAGGAAUCCCACUCUUCCAGUCAACCAGAACCCAGCCAGCUUUAUGAUCACAGGCUCAGACAGCAACUUCAACACGUGCAGGAAAUGCAGCAGAACCACAAGUCUCAUCUGCAGAAGAGGUUUCAGUGUCUGAUUGAGGGCAGCAUAGAGCAGGGAAACUCCACAGAACUGAAUAAGGUCUACACAGAUCUCUACAUCACAGAGGGGGGAAGGGGAGAGGUCAAUGAAGAACACGAGGUCAGACAGAUAGAGAGAGCGUCCUGGAGAGAGGAGAAAUUAGGCAGACCAGUCAAAUGCAGUGCCGUCUUUGAACCUGGAUCUGGACAAGACAAACCCAUUAGAUCAGUCCUGACUAAGGGAGUGGCUGGCGUCGGAAAAACGGUCUCUGUGCAGAAGUUCAUUCUGGACUGGGCUGAAGGGAAAGCCAAUCAGGAUGUCCACUUCAUAUUUCCUUUUCUUUUCCGUGAGCUGAACCUGAUGAAGGAGAAGAAACUCAGUCUGGUGGGUCUUAUCCAGCACUUUUACCCCGAGAUAAAAGCAGAAGAAAUACUUAAUAGUUCAAAGCACAGAGUAUUGUUCAUCUUUGAUGGUCUGGAUGAGUGGCGAUUUCCUCUGCAGUUCAACCACAGAUCAAAGUGUUGUGAUGUGACAGAGCAGGUUUCAGUCGACAUGUUGCUGACAAACCUCAUCCAGGGGAAUCUACUUCCCUCUGCUCUCCUCUGGAUCACCACCCGACCAGCAGCAGCCAGUCAGAUCCCUUAUGAGUGUGUGGAUCAGGUGACAGAAAUAAGGGGAUUCAACGAUCCACAGAAAGAGGAGUACUUUGGGAAGAGAAUCAGUGAUGAGAAUCUGGUCAGCAGAGUCAUUAGACACCUGAAGUCAUCCAGGAGCCUCUACAUCAUGUGCCACAUUCCAGUCUUCUGCUGGAUUGCAGCCUUUGUUGCAGAGAGAGCAUCAGCAGAAUCAGACGAAGCUGAAAUGCCAAGGACUAUGACUCAAAUGUACAGCCGCUUUCUCAUCAUUCAGACCAGCAUUAAAAAGGACAAGUACACAGAGAGAAAAGAGACAGAAGAAGAGAUCAUUUUCAAACUGGGGAAACUGGCAUUUCAGCAGCUGGAGAAGGGUAACCUGAUCUUCUAUGAGGAAGACCUGAGAGAGGCUGGCAUUGAUGUCACAGAAGCAUCAGUGUACUCAGGAGUAUGUACUCAGAUCUUCAGAGAGGAGAAGGAUGUUUCCCAAGCAAAGGUGUCCGUGUUCAGCUUUGUACAUCUGAGCAUCCAGGAGUUCCUGGCAGCAUUAUAUGUGUUUCUCUGCUUCAGCAACCGAGAGAGAAACACGUGUGAUCAACAGCAAACUUCUCAGCUAUCUGCCCUGUUCAGAGCUGAAACACUUCAUGACUUGCACAAGACUGCAGUGGAUCUGGCCUUACAGAUGUUCUGGCAGGGCUGCCACUAG